This is a messenger RNA of Gossypium arboreum, 1630 nucleotides long. Its product is annotated as transcription factor bHLH130-like. Gene Ontology annotation, biological process: regulation of transcription by RNA polymerase II. The record is from RefSeq and is a predicted model, not a curated record. Gene Ontology annotation, cellular component: nucleus. Bases 415 to 1434 code for a protein of 339 amino acids. Lineage: Eukaryota; Viridiplantae; Streptophyta; Magnoliopsida; Malvales; Malvaceae. Gene Ontology annotation, molecular function: protein dimerization activity; DNA-binding transcription factor activity, RNA polymerase II-specific; RNA polymerase II cis-regulatory region sequence-specific DNA binding. The transcript has 7 exons.
CUAUUACUACUGUUUCCACAAAACCUGGUAAGUAAGUCUGUUCACACAAAAACAGACUAUGGAAAACAAAAACCAUGUAAUCCGCAAAUCAGGGUUAGUUUAGUCAACCCUACCCCCAUUUAACGAAUACAUCAUCAUCCAUACCAUGUCUACUAUAAGUAUCUCCAUAUCUUUUCAUGGGAACUUUGCUCAACAAACAAACAGUUCCUUAAUGGUAUCAAAGCUGAGAAAAGAACAAACAAAAGCUGUAAAAGACCAUUUAGUCCUUGAGAAGAUCAAGAAAAGUUUCACAAUUUGAAUUUUAUCCCGAUUAUUCAGAUAUAUGCAUGAAAUCUAGCAUUAAAAAAAUUUGGGGUUUUGAUUGAAUUAUCAUUGAUGUAUGUAUGGUUUUAGGGUUUCAACAAGGAAAAAAUAAUGGAGACCGCUGAUUAUUACUAUCUGCAACAAAACCAGCAGCAGAGUUGUGGUCUAAUGCGGUAUCGGUCGAUGCCGGCCGAGAACCGUGUCGGGUUCGACGAGUACGGUAGCGAUUUUCGGUCAUCUUCGAGUUCCGAAAUGGAAACAUUGUUCAUGUUGUGUGGUAAUGGUUCAUCAGGGAAUGUUUCAGAAUAUGAAGAGAAAUCAGUGAAGCAAGAAGAGGAGAUGAUGUAUCAAAUUCAAAGCUUGCCAUUGGAGAAUGUUGAGAGUUCAUUUGGUGUUGGUACAAAUUUGGGAUUGGAGAAUUCAAUGCAAAGAAAUGGGAAUGGUUCAAAUCCUGUUAGGCAAAUCAGUUCUCCAUCUCAGUUUUUCUCUAGCCAUGGCCUUGAUAAUGGUUUUAAUGCAACCAGAAAAAUGACUACUUUAAGGGCUUGCAAUGGUAUCAAUGGUGAACCAACAUCUAGUGGUAGAUUGUAUAACCAUAUCAGCUUCUCCUCUGCGCCAAUGCCUCAAAUAGCUCAAGUUGAGAAUGAAGACUUAGCAAGCAAUGGUAAUGGUAGAAAUGGUAUGAACUUCAUCCCCAACUUGAUGACUGAUUCAAGGAAUAAUGCUUCACUUAGUGGGUUGAAAAGAGCCCGAGAGAGAGACAGCGACUUGUUGAGUGGUUUAAGCCGAUUGCAAGCUCGGAACCAGGAUUGCAGAGACUGUUCUACUGCUUUAACACACCAGUUGAGUUUACCUACAACCUAUGAGGAAAUGGAUGUUUGGCAGUUUCAAAGCUCGGUCCCUUGCAAGAUUCGAGCAAAACGAGGUUGCGCUACUCACCCACGUAGCAUCGCCGAGAGGAUGAGAAGAACAAGGAUCAGUGAACGAAUGAGGAAACUGCAAGGUCUUUUCCCGAACAUCGACAAGCAAACGAAUACGGCAGAUAUGUUGGAUAUGGCAGUGGAGUACAUUAAAGAUCUUCAGAAGCAGGUCAAGAUAUUGAGGGACACUAAAGCAAAAUGCAGCUGUUGAAGCAAAAAAUACAGAAAAUAGAUAGCAAUAUAAAGUAUCAAAUAUGGGGGGAAAGUGAAGAUGUAGUCAUUUGUAAUUGUAAUUGUAAUGCAAUAUAAUGCAUUGAAAGAAUAAUAGGGUCUUAGAUUAGAAUAUCAUAGGGUAGGAAAGCUUUGUGACUUGUGAUUUUGAGUGCAAGAGAUAUACUAUUGCUAAA